Pararge aegeria (speckled wood butterfly) is the source of this 2131-nucleotide messenger RNA. RefSeq names its product N-acetylglucosamine-6-sulfatase-like. Bases 353 to 1906 code for a protein of 517 amino acids. The transcript is spliced from 10 exons. Gene Ontology annotation, biological process: glycosaminoglycan metabolic process. Gene Ontology annotation, molecular function: glycosaminoglycan binding; N-acetylglucosamine-6-sulfatase activity. Lineage: Eukaryota; Metazoa; Arthropoda; Insecta; Lepidoptera; Nymphalidae. The record is from RefSeq and is a predicted model, not a curated record.
CAUCUAUGACAUCUGACAUUUCACACAUUUCCCUACGACGAAUGGUGCAAUAAUUUGUGCAAGAAUUUUUCGAAAUUUUCACAAAAAAAAAUUAAACGUUGGUUGGAAUAUUACAAUUUUAUAUCUGUUUCGGAUAUAAUGGGCAAAAAGGGAUUUACUGGUUUCAUCAAAGAUUUCUACUAUGAUCCUUUUAAGUGGUCAUUGGUGAAGAGUGUCGGAUUUUUCUCAAUCGGCGUAUUAAUCGCGAGCGAGUGCGCGGGGCUUGAAGUAAUGCCCGCAGUCCCGCAGUAGUAAACACAAACAUUAAAUAUAAAUUUCACCCACAAACUAAGUUAAUCGAUACUCCAAAACAAUGCUAAAUUAUUUAUUGUUCACCCUUUUGCUAAACCAUGUGGUGUGCCAAGAGAAGAGGCCCAACUUCGUCGUUAUUUUAACAGACGAUCAAGAUGCAGUUUUAGGUGGGAUGGACCCCAUGAAGUGUGUGCGACGCUUCAUCGGUAACGAAGGGACAACGUUUACCAACUCUUACGUGACGUCACCGAUAUGCUGUCCAAGCCGCGCCAGUUUGCUAACCGGUCUGCACGUACACAAUCACAUGACGUGGAAUAACAGCCUACAAGGAGGUUGCUACAGCCGCACUUGGAAGAAGCUCGAAACACGGACCUUUGCCAAUGCGUUGAAGGAGUCCGGGUAUAACACGUUCUACGCGGGGAAAUAUUUAAAUGAAUAUGGUACGCACGGCGCGGGAGGUCCGGAACAAAUCCCACCAGGAUGGACUGAAUGGCAUGGACUGGUCGGCAAUUCUGUCUACUACAACUAUACAAUUUCCAACGACGGAGUACCAACUCACGCCACAGAUUUAUAUCUCACAGAUAUCAUAAGAGACUUAAGCCUGAACUACAUAGAGAACCAAACGGAGCUACAGCCGUUUCUGAUGAUGUUGGCACCGCCCGCUCCGCACCAGCCCUUCACACCAGCGCCAAGGCAUGAGGGGACGUUCAGCAAUGUUACUGCUGUCAGGCAUCCCAACUUCAAUCUGGCUGUAACGGACAAGCAUUGGCUUAUAACAAUGCCACCUUCACCUCUGCCGGACACAUUGAUACCUGAAUUGGAUCGCGUGUACCGUUCCCGCUGGGAGAGUCUGUUAGCCGUCGACGAAAUGGUUGCAGAUGUCGUCGAGGCUCUGGAUUCCAACUCAUUGCUGUCGAACACCUACUUGAUAUAUACGUCUGAUAACGGAUAUCAUAUUGGUCAGUUCUCCCAAGUGUACGACAAGAGACAGCCAUACGAAUCUGAUAUAAAAGUACCACUAAUAAUGCGGGGGCCAACCAUACCAAAGAAUACCACAGACAACCAACCAAUAUUAAACAUUGAUUUAGCGCCAACAAUAAUGGCGCUAGCUGGUUUAAUGCCCCCAGAAAGCAUGGACGGCCGUUCUAUAAAAUUCGCAAUGAAAAAUGAUUUGGAAAGUACACCAAAGAGUUCUCAUCCUGUUGAACGGCUUGAUGGAAAUCUGGAAAUGGAGAGAAAUAUGCUAGUGGAGUAUUAUGGGGAGGGCAGGGAUGGUACGGUUGAUGAAAACUGCCCUUGGAAGUACGAUAGCGAUAAUCUUGCGCAAUGUUAUCCGGAAUACGAGUGCAAAUGUCAAGAUGCAAGGAACAAUACGUUUGCGUGUUUACGGCACAUCGCCAAGCGGAUCAACUUCAAAUAUUGCAGUUUCGCUGAUUCUAAGGAUUUCUCGGAAAUGUACGAUCUAGCAAGCGAUCCGUAUGAGUUAACGAAUAUCAUCAAUCAAGUGCUGCCAUCUGUGAAACACUGGUACAAACUAAUUCUCUCGCAAAUGUUAACGUGCAAAGGUUACCGAAAUUGUGAUAAUCCUUUGGAGAAUCCAAAAGUUUAUGGUUAAUAUAAGAAAAUGUUAUUAGGUCUAAUAGGCACGAGACGAAUUUGUUGUGCGAUAUACGACACGACGAUUUUGUACGACAAACUCGUUUCAUAUAAAGUAGACUACGAUGCUUGUUAAAUUAAUAAUUUUGACGAUAAAGUCAAUUUAACUUUUAGUAAAGAGAAAUUAAUUUAAUGAAAUAAACUUACGUUUGAAAUAAAAUUAAAUUAAAUGUGAUAAAAUAUG